AUCAAAGUUAAUGUAGCAUUUAUAACGGUGGAUAAUCUAAAACUAUGAAACUCGAAGUAACGUUAGUUUAAAGCACUAUCGUGGCACAAGUUAGUGUGUUUUCAAGGCUGUUGGUUGAUAAGUUUGUGUUAAUUAAGUCACUGAUAAACAAUCAUUAUGUCAGUUAGACAAAAGGAGUUGAUAGUUAAUGGGAACAAGAGUGAAGUGGAAAACAAAAUUAAAAAAAUAGAUAAUGGUAGCGAAGGUUUUGUGGCACCUGAUGGUGGUUGGGGGUGGAUUAUUGUGAUGGCUGCUGGUUUUUCUAAUUUUUGUACAUUUCCAGUAUUGCAAUGUUUCGGAUUAAUAUUCAGAGACAGAUUCGCAGAAUUAGGAAUCAAUUCGUCUCAAAUAACAACAAUAUUAAAUAUAAAUUGUACAGUAACAUCUUGCCUCGGCCUAGCUAAUGGUCCUUUAUUUCGAAAGUUCAGUUGUAGACAGGUAGCAUUCGUAGGGGCUCUUGUUUGUGCUAUUUCUAUUACGAUAUUGUCAACUAUGACAACUUUUACCGGAUCUAUAAUAUUUUUUUCAAUUUUAUAUGGUGCUGGUCUCGGUAUUACGAUGUCAUCAAACUCUUUAGCUUUGAAUACUUAUUUUAAGAAAAAAAGAAGAAUUGCCACUGGUCUUAGCUGGACCUGCACUGGCAUGGGACCCAUAGUAAUGCCACAAAUAAUCACACAAUUGAUACCACUAUAUGGGGUGACUGGUACCGUUCUUAUUUUUGGAAGUUUCGCAUUCAAUGCUGUUGUUUGCGCACUUUUAUUACAACCAGUUCAUUGGCAUGUUAAAAAGGAGAAAGACAUAGAUAAAUUAAAUAAUAGUAUAAAUGUAGAAUCCCAAGGAUUACCUCUACCUGAUCAGGAAACGACAGAAAAUCCUCGUCAAAAUCGUGAAAAGAAUAUUCAAAGUACUUCCAAAUCAUUAGAAGAUAUUGGUGAAAAUACCCAGAGCAAUUUAAAUCUUUCAAGAGGAAAAUUUGGAAGUCAGUAUUUGUAUUAUGAUGACGAAGAAGAUGGCCCUUCUGGUAUAGAUGUAAUGGAACCUGGAACACCUAUGAUGUCACGAGCUAAUGACGGAUGGUUUUCCAGAAGACAUACUUCAACUCCAUCUAUAGUAUCCAAGGCAUCAAGGAAAGAGAACUCAUCGAUGAAUUCUAGACUAUCGAUGGAUUUGAGUAGACAGUCUAAUCUUAAUGCAGGAUCGUCGGUAAGCAACCUUACUAGGCAAAAUAGCGAAACAGAAAAAAGUAGAAGAAGGAUUUCCAGUUAUCAAAAGUCUAUGGUUCCAUUGAUUAUUGUCAACGAAUCUAAUGAACAAUCAGAGGACGUUGAACAUUGCAAAGAUCCGAGUUGUAAUGAUAAAUUAGAACAAAAGCCAGUAAUAAUAGAAGAAGUUGAAACUGACCAAUUAAUAAGAAAUGAAUAUACGGAAGAAAAGACGAAGAAAACGUUCUUAGAAGCUAUAAUAAUAUUCUUUGAUUUAGAUUUAUUACGCGAUCUUGUUUAUGUUAAUAUACUAUUGGGUAUGACGUUUGCCAAUUUCACAGAACUGAAUUUCUCUCUAUUGACCCCGUUUAUAUUAGGGGAAUACGGAUAUUCGAAAAUACAAGUAGCAACAUAUAUGUCACUUUUAGCCGGUGUAGAUGUCGGAACCAGGUUGAUUAUUCCUUUUGUUGCUGAUUUUAUUGGAUGGCAAAAUAGAACGUUUUUCUUAGUUGGCGUCUGUGGAAUAGCAGCUGGUCGCAUAGUGCUGGCACACGUACAGAAUUAUGAAGUGACUUUAGCAGUUGCAAUCUUAAUCGGUAUUGGGAAAGCAUUACGAACAGUAUUCGUAGCUUUGGUAAUUUCAAGUCACGUUCCCUUAUCAAGACUUCCGGGUGCGACUGGUAUUCAAUUAUUAACCAGUGGCAUAGUAUUCUUAACAUUAGGACCAAUUGUUGGUUGGAUCAGGGAUGUAACAUCCAAUUACACGAUAAUGCUACAUUGUCUCAAUCUGUUUACUUAUUUAACUACAAUCUCGUGGUUACUCGAAAUUUAUUUCGUUAAAAGAAAAUCAGAAAAGUUGAUGGAAAAGAAAAGAAACACCAAGUGA
Molecule: messenger RNA, 2127 nt
Organism: Osmia lignaria (orchard mason bee)
Lineage: Eukaryota; Metazoa; Arthropoda; Insecta; Hymenoptera; Megachilidae
Biological process (GO): monocarboxylic acid transport; transmembrane transport
Molecular function (GO): monocarboxylic acid transmembrane transporter activity
Source: RefSeq, a predicted model, not a curated record